Manis pentadactyla (Chinese pangolin) is the source of this 2481-nucleotide messenger RNA. RefSeq names its product ATP-dependent RNA helicase DDX4-like. Gene Ontology annotation, cellular component: nucleus; P granule. The record is from RefSeq and is a predicted model, not a curated record. The transcript has 14 exons. NCBI's taxonomy places the organism in Eukaryota, Metazoa, Chordata, Mammalia, Pholidota, Manidae. The coding region runs from base 212 to 1852 and encodes 546 amino acids. Gene Ontology annotation, molecular function: RNA binding; ATP binding; RNA helicase activity. Gene Ontology annotation, biological process: cell differentiation; gamete generation.
GCUUGUAGGGAAUGAGCGCUGGAGACAGGGGCGGGACGAUGCUGGUCUUCUGAGCGCUGAUUGGCUGAUGGCGCUCGUCGCCCGUGCCAUUUGUUGUCGGAGCUGAGCUCCUGACGCAGUCUGCGUCGCCCUGCACGUGCAGCCGUUGAAGCGGCGUUGGCGCCAUUGAGAACCGCCGGAGAACAAGCCGCGGAGAGAACUGGAAGCCACAAUGGGAGAUGCAGACCGGGAAGCAGAAAUGAUCAAAUCUUCUAUGUAUUCUCAUGUUCCUGUAUUUGAGAAGGACACAUAUUCUUCUGGAGCAAAUGGAGACACUUCUAACAGGACUCCAGCUUCAUCACCAGGUCACGGUGGCACUUACCAAAGCAGAGGUAGCGGAGGAAGUCGACGAGGACCAAAAGUAACCUAUAUACCACCUCCUCCACCUGAGGAUGAGGACUCCAUCUUUGCACAUUAUCAACCAGGGAGAAACUUUGGCAAAUACGAUUGUAUUCUUGUAGACGUAUCCGGACCCAAUGCACCACCACCGAUUCUGACUUUUAAAGAAGCUAAUCUCUGUCAGACACUGAAUGACAACAUUGCCAAAGCUGGUUAUACUAAGCUUACUCCUGUGCAGAAAUACAGUAUUCCUAUUAUCCUAGCAGGACGAGAUUUGAUAGCUUGUGCGCAAACAGGGUCUGGAAAGACUGCGGCGUUUCUCUUGCCAAUUUUGGCUCAUAUGAUGAGUGCUGGAAUAACUGCCGGUCGUUCUAAAGAGCUGCAGGAACCCGAGUGUAUUAUUGUAGCACCAACUCGAGAAUUAAUCAGGCAGAUCUAUUUGGAAGCCAGAAAAUUUUCUUUUGGGACUCGUGUAAGAGCUGUUGGUAUAUAUGGGGGAACCCAGUUUGGGCAUUCAGUCCGUCAGAUAGUGCAAGGCUGUAAUAUAUUGUGUGCUACUCCUGGAAGACUGAUGGAUAUCAUAGGCAAAGAAAAGAUUGGUCUCGGACAAGUCAGAUACUUAGUUUUGGAUGAAGCUGAUCGCAUGCUGGAUAUGGGCUUUGGACCAGAAAUGAUAAAGUUAAUUUCCUGCCCAGGAAUGCCACCAAAGGAGCAGCGUCAAACCGUUAUGUUUAGUGCAACAUUUCCAGGAGAAAUUUGGAGGUUGGCUUGUAAGUUUUUGAAGCGGAAUUACUUGUUUGUUGUGGUUGGACAAGUGGGGAUAGCAUGUAGAGAUGUUCAGCAGAUCAUUCUCCCAGUUGGCCGGUACUCAAAAAGAGAGAAACUUGUUGGAAUUCUACUAACCACAGGUGAUGAAAGAACCAUGGUUUUUGUUGAAACUAAGAAAAGAGCAGACUUUAUUGCCAGUUUUCUUUGUCAAGAGAAAAUAUCAACAACAAGUAUUCAUGGUGACCGGCAGCAGCGAGAGAGAGAGCAGAGUCUAGGGGAUUUUCGCUGUGGAAGGUGCCCGGUUCUUGUUGCUACCUCAGUAGCAGGCAGAGGGCUGGAUAUUGAAAAUGUUCAACAUGUUAUCAAUUUUGAUCUUCCUUCUACCAUUGAGGAGUAUGUCCAUCGAAUUGGACGUACUGGUCGUUGUGGAAAUACUGGCAGAGCUAUUUCCUUUUUUGAUCCUGAAUCAGAUAACCAUUUGGCACAGCCUCUGGUGAAAGUAUUGUCAGAUGCUCAACAGGAUGUUCCUGCAUGGUUGGAAGAAAUUGCCUGUAGUACACGUUCGGGCCCCAGUGGUAGUACAAGAGGAAAUGUGUUUGCAUCAGUUGAUACUAGAAAGGAUUACCAGGGCAAGAGCACUUUCAACACAACAGGGUUUUCUUCGUUACAAGCUCCCAAUCCAGUAGGUGGUGAGUCAUGGGAUUAAAGCUGAAACAGCCUUCAAGUUUGUGGCACAGUUUUGAUGCGGAGAAGACAAUAGUUUUGAUUUUUGAGCUUUUAACAGAACUGUGAAAUCUGACACUUGUAUCUCUUCUCUUCUGUUCUUACUCCCACCCUUAAAGAAAUAUAUAUCCUGACUAGUUAUGUGAAAUGCUGAAAGUUACAGCGUUGCAGUUACUGAUAUAAAUGGUGUUACCUGGAAAGAUUAAAGCAUUAUAGAUGUCUUGCUUAUUUUUAGAGUAUUCUUCAGAGGUUUUAGACAUGUUUCAUGUCUAAAUGCUAAGUCUUAGUAUAGUGUUUACGGAUCCUAUUACAAGCAAUAGCAUAUAUACAUUUUUGGUUAAAAAUUGUUAGGUCUCAUUUUUACUCAAAAGGAAACCUUAAAGCUAGAUAGAGUGUUUCACUAAAAUAUGGUAACGUGAUUGUCAUGAAGCAGUGAAAGACAUAAGCCUGUUAAGACAAUUUUGAUUCUAGAUCAUCCGAUAUGAUAAAAAUGGUGAAAUGUUUGCUAUGUGAGCUCUGUACUCAAUGAUAUAACAAAUGCUUGUUUUCAUAAUAUGUAGACUUUCCUUGAAAAUAAAGGAUGAAACACUCUUCCCCUUAAGUUUUCCAGUA